Molecule: messenger RNA, 1776 nt
Organism: Mixia osmundae IAM 14324
Lineage: Eukaryota; Fungi; Basidiomycota; Mixiomycetes; Mixiales; Mixiaceae
Exons: 2
Coding region: 1-1776 (591 amino acids)
Source: RefSeq, a predicted model, not a curated record
AUGUUGGCAGUGUCACUCAAUGCGAUCGCAAGGCCUACGGGACCAACAAGGCCAAUCUCUGCGCCUUACACGUUUGCAGACUUGCGCAGCUUGCCUGCUCGCUUGCUCGGCUCGGACGAGACGCACGAUACAUACAAUCACAUGAACGAAAGCGACCUUGAGAAAGCCAAUCAAUCGAAUGGUUCUGAGAAACCGACGUUGCAGCGGAAAGUGGUCCAAAUUCGCUCACUGACCUGGCAGCCCUUGACGGAGGUGAAACUCAUCGAUGUCCUCGACAACAAGCACACGCCGCCCUUUACGCUCAAGGAGUUCGAAGACAGACUCGUGUUUGUCGAGCGCUCGCCAGAGAACCUAUACUUCUGGCUAUGGCUGCGGCAGUACAGUAAAGAUCAUGCAGCGUACAAGGCCUCGAAGAAGGGUGGCACACAGCGACCAGCGCAGCCGCGAGCACGACCAUCUUCAGGGAUUACAGAGCAACAGUCAGCGCGAAGUAGUUACACGAGGCGCGGCUCGCGUACAUCGCUUGCUCCUAUUGUGCCGACCAACCAGCCAGUAAUCGCGACGACGGGUCUGAGCCCCGGCUUAGCGGCUUCAUUCAACAAGGCCUUGCUCACCUUUUUUGAGCCGACGUCGCGUCUCGAGCUCAACCUGCCCGCCCACGUCAAGCAAGCACUAUUGACAGAUACCGUGCAUUCGAGCGAGCCCACAGUCUUCGAUGAAGCCAAAGCUUGUAUAGAGACAGCGCUGCAGGAGAGCCUCAACGCUUUCUUGAGUUCCUCACUUGGCAACUCAGACGAAAAGCGAAGCUACUUUGCAAUCGCGCUAGGCUUGCUUCUCGUUCUAUUUGGCUGGAUACCGAUUAUCUUGUCACUUCGCUGUCAUUGGCAUCGCAGCCUUCGACUGACAGGCGUACCGCUCUUCUUCGUCGGUACAGUCACGCUCGUGGCCGGCCUACGACAGACUUGCAUUGUCAUUUAUCUCUUCGGCAAUAUGCGCCAGCUGCGAAGUUGGGAACUGCAGCGACCUCGUAGCGAAAACGACGCUGCCCGGCCGUGGUAUCGAUUUGGAUUGAGGCAUCAGCAGCCUGCUCAGCUCGCGACGAGCUUGCCAAAUCCUUCAUCCACCAAUGCCCGAAUCGUUCAUUCUCCAGCUAGCACGAUGGUACCUUCUCUUCUGCCGACUCUGACGUCGGACAAAACUAGCAGCUCAAAGAUUGAGCAAUUCGGUGCGCAAACAGAGCUCGAUUUAGACGUGCAAAGAUUAGUUCAGCAGCCACCCCUGUCCACGCCGACGCUGGUAGCAAUGGACCACUCGAAUCAUCUGGACGCUCCCUUGUUCGUCGAGCCAGCAAGCGAGCCCAUGUCCGUCAUGCGUAGCACCUCAACGAUGCGACCUCUGUCAAACAAGUCUGGCAUAGAUUCGCCAGCCGAUGCGCCUCUUGCGUCGGCUCGCCCGCCUGACCUACAUUUCUUCGACUACAUGACGCCGCCAGACGAUGCUUGCACGCCGCGCUCGCCUACCUCACCAAGUAGCGGGUACUUUUGGCAGCGUCGGCUGCUGCCCUCAGACAAAGCGAGUCCAACGACGCGCUCUCGCACGACCGGAUCGCCUCCUGCUUCGGUCUACGGCAAGUCUGCGCCUGUCUUUGCACCACUCACGCCUGUCACAUCACCAUUUGUCAUUACCGCACAAAGGAGGACGAUCCUAAUGGGCAUGCUCUAUGGUCUCUUCGUGAGCAUCGUAUUCGAAGCGAUUGCGCUGCCCUUGCCGAUCUAG